AUGUGCAUUCCGAUAUAUUGCAUGGGUAUUGGAUAUGAUCUCGAUUUGCUGAUUUGCGUGGCACUUGGUGUUGAUAUGUUUGACUGCGUCUUUCCAACACGUACAGCAAGGUUUGGCCAUGCUCUGCACCCUUGCGGAGAUAUCUCGCUUAAAAAGGCAAUGUAUGCCCAGGAUUUGCGACCCAUCGAUUCGGAAUGCACAUGCCUCACUUGCCGAAACUAUACCAGAGCAGCCCUACAUGGGAUCGUCGGGAAAGAGACGACAGGCUGCCACCUGCUUUCAAUGCACAACAUUGCAUACAUGUUGCGAUUUUCACGGGCUAUGCGCGAUGCCAUAAUAGCAGACAAAUUCCCCGCAUACAUCAAAUCAUUUCUGCGUCGACGCUUCAUCGAAAAUGAGGAGCAGCUCGCCGAUAAAGAAGCGAUUGUGCCCGAGUGGAUUAUCGAUGCUCUUGCAAGUAUUGGCCUUGUCAUCGAUCCUAGAAUGGCAGAAUAG
Mitosporidium daphniae is the source of this 495-nucleotide messenger RNA. RefSeq names its product queuine tRNA-ribosyltransferase. Bases 1 to 495 code for a protein of 164 amino acids. Gene Ontology annotation, molecular function: tRNA-guanosine(34) queuine transglycosylase activity. The transcript has a single exon. Gene Ontology annotation, cellular component: cytosol. NCBI's taxonomy places the organism in Eukaryota, Fungi, Microsporidia. The record is from RefSeq and is a predicted model, not a curated record.